Megalops cyprinoides (Indo-Pacific tarpon) is the source of this 2687-nucleotide messenger RNA. RefSeq names its product cyclin-dependent kinase 5 activator 1-like. Gene Ontology annotation, biological process: brain development; positive regulation of cyclin-dependent protein serine/threonine kinase activity; activation of protein kinase activity. NCBI's taxonomy places the organism in Eukaryota, Metazoa, Chordata, Actinopteri, Elopiformes, Megalopidae. The record is from RefSeq and is a predicted model, not a curated record. Gene Ontology annotation, cellular component: cytoplasm; protein kinase 5 complex. The transcript has a single exon. Gene Ontology annotation, molecular function: cyclin-dependent protein serine/threonine kinase activator activity; protein kinase binding. Bases 309 to 1265 code for a protein of 318 amino acids.
GCUGCUGCAUGUCUGGGAACCUCGCAGUCCUGCCCAUCACUCUCGCUGUCUGGAGCUGCGGGAGUAACCGGUCGCUGCGGAAGGAGCGGCAGUGUGUGGGCUUCACGCCGUUUGCUGGAAUUUCAACCCACUGACUUCUGUCCUAUUCCUCGCAGCGUCUCCCCACUGCCAACCCAGUGGUCCACCAACGCCACCAAUGGAACUGAAUCUGCGGCUCUGAUUCGGAAGCCUCAUACCAGCACAGUCUCCGGGAGGCAAGGCAAGACACAGCAUUCCUCAAGGCCGUCGGCUGUUCAUACGCGGUAGAGAUGGGUACGGCACUGUCAAUAUCUCCAACAUCAAGGAAGGCGGCCAUCCUGGAUGAGAAGACGGAGAAGGCGCAGGUGGCGAAUGGCAAACCGGAGAAAAGCCUUAAACGACAUUCCGUAAUAAUAUCAGCGCUCACCUGGAAGAGACUGGUGGCCGCUUCGGCCAAGAAAAAGAGCACGAAGAAGGUUAACCCGAACCCCCCGCCGACGCAGACCAGCAACAACCCAGUCGAGAAGCUAAAUAAUGAAAAUCUAAAGAAAUCACAGCAGUCUGGUGCCGACCGGAAGGGGUCUCAUCGGGAUCAGAAGGCAGUGCCGCUCGCGGUACCGGUGCCGACGGUUCCAACCCAGAGCCUGCAUUCCAGUCAAACCCAGAAUGUCUCACAGAACGGAAAACAGCUCGUAUCGGUCAAAAAACAACCUAGCAGCCGCUCUCUCCUUUCCCCAAGACGGGUUAUUGUGCAGGCGUCAACCGGGGAGCUGUUGCGCUGUCUGAGCGAAUUCAUAUGUCGGAGGUGCUUUAAACUCAAGGAGUUAAGCCCCAACGAGAUCAUCCUAUGGUUCCGAAACGUGGACCGGUCUCUGCUGAUUCAGGGCUGGCAGGACCAAGGAUUCAUUACACCCGCUAACCUGGUGUUCGUUUACCUGCUGUGCAAAGAAGCGGUGACCGACGACAUCGACAGCGAAUACGAACUUCAAGCCACCUUCCUGACCUGCCUCUACUUGGCUUACUCGUACAUGGGUAACGAGAUUUCCUAUCCACUGAAACCCUUUCUUGUAGAAACCAACAAGGAUCUCUUCUGGGAGCGAUCUCUAAAAGUCAUUGAUAAAAUGAGUGCCAAAAUGCUGCAGAUCAAUUCAGACCCGCAUUUCUUCACCGAGGUAUUCCAAGAUCUCAAAAACGAAGGGGAGUCAAGGGACACGAACGGCAAAUGGACAAAUAAUCUGGACCGUUAAGACAAACGGAUGGAUGUAUCUCAUCACCCGUUGUGAAAGGGUGGUUGAAUGUAGGGUCCAGGUGUGAACAUUAAAGGUAACAUGCACUAUAGCCGGUGAAUCAAAGCAGACUUUGGAUGUCCCUUUUACCGAUAAGAUAUGUCUCGUGUCGUUACAGUGUAAAAUAAUAUCACGUGCUACUGUGAAUCACAGUACAUUAGGGUUCGAUUAAGGGGCAGUCCAUUAGUCUAAAUGCAUGCCUAAAGUAUUCUAAUUGUUCUUUCCUUGUAGCUUUUAAAAGGGUUGGGUGGAGCAGGGUCACAAUGGCGAAAUGAUUAUGUUAGCUAAUUUGCCAAUGUUUAGGUAAUUUAUUUAGAUAUUUAGAUUUCGAGGACUAAGGCCUAAGGAGCUGUGGCGUUAGGACACUGAGCGUGGAGCUAUCCAAGGUGCUGGCCUUCAACAGACAGUUUGCACAUGUAGUGUGUGGAACCUCGAUAUCUAUUUCAACUUUGAAUGUAUACAUUUACAGCGACAGAAAAAAGUAACUCUACCGUCUUAUGUGCCAAUUGUUAUAGUAUAAAACGUAUUGUUUUAUAUCGUAUAUUUAAAACUAAAUACAUGAACACGAAUUUUAUUCGAAUCCCUGUAUUUGCAUUUUAAAUGAUUUUCCAUUUUUUAUUUUUUGUUGAAAAAAAAAGGAACUAAAGACAGCCAAUGCAACUGGUUUUUGUUGAAUGUGAAUACCGCAUCUGCUCCCUCGGUGUACAUCACCUGGCAAAGCUGGCAGUUUCCCUCGCGUGAUAGUACAAUGAAAUCUUGAACCUCAUGAUAUUUCAUUAAUUUUAGAACCGUGCUGCUGUUUUAUAAUUUAUUAAACGUCAGUAAAGGGAGAUAAACUUUGACGGUCGUUUCUCCUUUUCCGUAGUCACCAAUUACGGCAGUCUUAACAUGAAGAAUCGUUCAAUGUGAGGCGCUUUCUGGAAGGUUUCCAGCGCUGUUUAUGUGUUAGUAAAGUUCAACAGCAAAUUUUAACACGUGAAGUUGUGAAACAGGCGGAGAGAAAAGAUUUGUGUCGUUAUGUCAGACUAUACGCAAGUGCUUAAAACGACAAAAGGUCAUGCUCUUUUAACCUUAAUCCUUUAAUUAAAUCGACAAAAAUUGGUUGCGUUUCCUUUCACUUUUGUUGGGCAGUCGAAUGUACAGCCGAAUCUAUCUGCUGGGAGUUUUAUUGUAACGCUGUUUCACCACACACGGUUUUUGUACACUGUGUCUAAGCAUAGCAUUUUAGAGCAAAUAUUUUCACUUGAGGAAAAACAUGUAGCGCAGUCAUUUCUGAUUUUUUCACACAUAUACGCAGGUACAUUGGUGUACUGUCAAUUGUGAACAAUGUUCAGAUUUAAAGGUAAACGUAAAACCAACUGGUGGAUCAAUAAAAUUGAACAC